CGAGCUCAGGCUGCCGGCCGGCGGAGAGGAGGGAGCGGGCGAGGACUAGCAGGAGGGAGCGGGGCGAGGCUGGGACCCGGGGCGCGCGCACUUCUUCGCCAAGUGCCAACUUCCCGGGAGUGCCGGGCGCGCACCGUCUGGGCGCCGGGGAAAGUCGGAGAAUUUGAGGUUUUAGGGAAGAAAGUCGGAUCCCCCCCCCUUCGUCCCCUUCCCCUUUUAUUAAGCCCCAUUAAAAAGAAAACAGCGAGAAUAACAGCCAACUUGCUAUAAUCCAGUCUGUCUCCCCACUCCUGGCACCAUGAAGGCGGCCGUCGAUCUCAAACCGACUCUCACCAUCAUCAAGACAGAAAAAGUCGAUCUGGAGCUUUUCCCCUCCCCGGAUAUGGAAUGUGCAGACGUCCCACUGUUAACCCCAAGCAGCAAAGAAAUGAUGUCUCAAGCAUUGAAAGCUACUUUCAGUGGUUUCUCAAAAGAGCAGCAACGAUUGGGAAUUCCAAAAGAUCCCCGGCAGUGGACAGAGACCCACGUUCGGGACUGGGUGAUGUGGGCCGUGAAUGAGUUCAGCCUGAAGGGUGUUGACUUCCAGAAGUUCUGUAUGAAUGGAGCUGCCCUCUGUGCCCUGGGCAAAGACUGCUUUCUGGAGCUGGCCCCAGACUUCGUUGGGGACAUCUUAUGGGAACAUCUUGAGAUCCUGCAGAAAGAGGACGUGAAGCCAUAUCAGGUUAAUGGAGUCAACCCCACCUAUCCAGAAUCCCGCUAUACCUCGGAUUACUUCAUUAGCUAUGGUAUCGAGCAUGCUCAGUGUGUUCCUCCUUCCGAGUUCUCAGAACCCAGCUUCAUCACUGAGUCCUACCAGACCCUCCAUCCCAUCAGCUCAGAGGAGCUCCUCUCUCUCAAGUAUGAGAACGACUACCCCUCCGUCAUUCUCCGGGACCCUCUGCAGACAGACACCUUGCAGACUGACUACUUUGCCAUCAAACAAGAAGUUGUCACCCCAGAUAACAUGUGCAUGGGGAGAACCAGUCGUGGUAAACUCGGGGGCCAGGACUCUUUUGAGAGCAUAGAGAGCUACGAUAGUUGUGACCGCCUCACCCAGUCCUGGAGCAGCCAGUCAUCUUUCAACAGCCUGCAGCGCGUCCCCUCCUAUGACAGCUUCGACUCCGAGGACUACCCAGCCGCCCUGCCCAACCUCAAGCCCAAGGGCACCUUCAAGGACUAUGUGCGUGACCGUGCUGACCUCAACAAGGACAAGCCUGUCAUUCCUGCUGCUGCCCUGGCUGGUUACACAGGCAGUGGACCAAUCCAGCUGUGGCAGUUUCUUCUGGAAUUACUCACUGAUAAGUCCUGUCAGUCUUUUAUCAGCUGGACAGGAGAUGGCUGGGAAUUCAAGCUCUCUGACCCAGAUGAGGUGGCCAGAAGAUGGGGAAAGAGGAAAAACAAACCUAAGAUGAAUUAUGAGAAACUGAGCCGUGGCCUACGCUACUAUUAUGACAAAAACAUCAUCCACAAGACAGCGGGUAAACGCUACGUGUAUCGCUUCGUGUGCGACCUGCAGAGCUUGCUGGGGUACACACCCGAGGAGCUGCAUGCCAUGCUGGACGUCAAGCCCGAUGCCGACGAGUGACGGACACCCAAGGGGUCAGGAAAGCUAUGCUGAGACAUUUCAAAGAACAGCCACGGCGUUCAGACUCUUAAUUUUUAAAUGUUAUUCUAUUUUUAAUUUUCCAGAACUCGUUUUUACGUUCAGGGGUGGGAGCUAAGUGAGCUGCAGCUAUUAUCGAUUGUGCUCAGUUGUAAAACGAAAGCAAGGAUUUGUGGGGUGGGUGAAACAAGAAAUUCUUGAGCAAACUUUCACAAGACAGAGAAAGGUGUUCUUAGAGGCCAGAUGCGUCUGGCUUAAGGGAGGCGGUGACUAACGUGUUCAAUCAGUUUGUAAAAAUCAUCCAGGGUAUUGAGUUGUGGACCUAUUAGCAAAAGGAAUUUACACAUCAGGAGGCUUGAGAUGAAUGAGAGGCAAUUAAUUUGCUUUUGUUUUUAGGUCUGGUAAGGACAAAAAAAAAAAGCAGGAGGUGGGAUAAAACAUUGUGUCUGGGGGAUGCACUAGAACCCAAGGACCUUUUACUCUACUUUCCAAACAAAGAUGGACUUCAGUGGGGAGGGGCCAAAACUGUUUUUGUGUUAAAAUUUAUUUUAUUAAAUUUUGUGCCAGUAUUUUUUUUUCUCUUAAAAAUCGUCUUAAGCUCUAAGGUGGUCUCAGUAUUGUAUCAUGCAAGUUUGUUUUAUUUGCCGGCUGAGGAUUCUGUCACAGUGAAAGAAACUGUUUAUAUAGACCCCACUGGAAAUGCAAAGCGCUGUCACGGAGAUUGGGGAUCCCAAAUUCAUGUGACUUAUAUAUGAAGGAAAAAACAAUGCUGAUUUGGGUACAAGGGAACUGUGCAUGUGAAUUUCAUCUAUAAUUUUUUUAAAGAUUGUUAUCACACCCCUCUACUUAUUUGUCAUCAGUGGAUUAUCGGGGUUUGGGCUUAACGUUGAGCUAAGAAGCAUUAAGUCUUUGAACUGAAUGUAUUUUUUCAGCCUUGGUUUUGGACCACAGUAAAUGUAGGAGCACUUGUUGAAGUCCCAGAGAGGAAAUCAAAGGAGGAAGAUUGGUUUGGUUCUUUAUUGGUUCUCUACCUAUAACCUAUAUGGCUUGGAAAUACAAGGGCAUUACCCUUACAUCUUCAGAAAUAAGUCCUGAAUGCAUGUCAUUCCAAACACCCUACACUUUGUCCAUUACAGCUUAUUUUCCUGGCAUCCCCGCACUUAUUGCUUUCCACCACUCUAUUUACAGGAGAGAGAAGUGUGCAGCUUUCUGAUUGGUUUGGAAAAAAAGAAUAACUGCUGACAUGACGUGAAUUGAAAUGUGUUUGGUAAAGCCGUUUGGACUUACAGGGUUUGGGGAACAGUGGAAACUAAGGGAGCAUAUAAAUAAAAUGUGGCUUCCCUGUCCUUUGGAGAAGCAAGACUUUCCUUUGAAGAACUAAGCCAGCUAAGUGGGAUGUCACGUGAGACUGUAUGCAGAGUGAAUAGUGUAGUAGCAAUUAGGGCCUCACACUUGUUGUGCGAUCUUAUCACAGGGAGAGUGAAGAUUGAUAACUGCAGAAGAGAGGAAUGGCUUGAAGGCAAAGGAAACAUACAAGGGAGCUGGAGUGAAGAAAGUAAGGUGGUCCAUGAGAUUUGAAUAUAAUUUUAAUUCCCCCAAAGUUUAAACAGACAUAGUCAUUGGUGGUCAUUGUCUUCCUGCUGGUUGUGAGGGUGAUCUGAAAAUGGGGUAUGAGGGGAACGGCAUCUACUAGUGAGGAAAAGUGCCUAAUACAGUCAUCCCAACCUUGCCUCCCCUCUCCCAUUAUUAGGAUGUUUUAUUGGGAAGAUGAGAACAGAGGGGCGGCUUUAAGGACUUUUGUGAAAGAGGUGAAGUAUUUAAAAUGGGCUUCUCAGGGCUAGGCUUUCUUGGGCUCCUGCUGAGAAGCUGGAGUACUAACUACCUUCUAGCUCAUCUUCAAGAAAGUGGAUUGUGUCCUUCCAGGUCUUCUUGCAGAUCCUGAAUUGUCAGGAACUUGGUUGGUUCUGUGAUCUGAGUUUCCUCAUUCUGAUGAAUUGGAAUGUCCACUUGGAAAGCAAAAGCAGUGUGUUUUGAUCUUCUUUCAGAUGCAGGUGCCUUAACAAAGCUCUCAGAAUAUUUUAGGAGCAGCUCAGGGAGUGGUAGGUGGAACUGUUUGAACUACAUUGUUUUCUCUUAGAUUAUGUGAUCUUUUUUGGGCACUG
This is a messenger RNA of Talpa occidentalis (Iberian mole), 3804 nucleotides long. It is a transcript of the gene ETS1, whose product is annotated as ETS proto-oncogene 1, transcription factor. The coding region runs from base 299 to 1624 and encodes 441 amino acids. The transcript has 8 exons. The record is from RefSeq and is a predicted model, not a curated record. Gene Ontology annotation, biological process: regulation of transcription by RNA polymerase II; cell differentiation. Lineage: Eukaryota; Metazoa; Chordata; Mammalia; Eulipotyphla; Talpidae. Gene Ontology annotation, molecular function: DNA-binding transcription factor activity, RNA polymerase II-specific; sequence-specific DNA binding. Gene Ontology annotation, cellular component: nucleus.